AUGGCAAAGUUAGAGCCGCACGCUGGCGACUACUACCUUUGGAAAUAUGUGCCAUCGAUCCCAGCAGCUGUCAUCUUCUUCCUUCUCUUCGUAUGCACGACUGCCUUCCAUUCCUGGAAAAUAUGGAAGACGCGAGCGCGGUUCUGCAUCCCCUUUGCCAUUGGAGGACUGUUUGAAAUCAUCGGCUAUAUAGGUCGAAUCGACGCGCACGGGAAAACCGGAAAGCUUGGCCCCUAUAUCAUUCAAAGUGUCUUUAUUCUUCUCGGACCGGUCCUCUUCGCGGCUUCGGUAUAUAUGGUCCUCGGACGCCUUAUCCGCAGCAUUCAAGCCGAGAAGCACUCAGUUAUUCGCGUAAACUGGCUCACAAAGAUAUUCGUCGCCAGCGAUGUCCUCUCCUUCCUCGUCCAGGGCUCGGGGGCGGGUCUUAUGGCAAGCGGGUCGAGUGCAAACAUGGGCAACAACAUCGUCAUCGCGGGACUUGUGAUCCAAGUGCUCAUGUUUGGGCUGUUCAUGGUUACAUCGUUCGAAUUUGAGCGGCGUAUGAACCGGGCUCCGAGCGGGCAUGUCUUCGAUGCUGAUGUGCCGUGGAAGACCCACUUGCAUGUUUUGGAUGCCGUCAGUGCUUUGAUAUUGAUUCGGUCGGUGUUUAGGGUGAUCGAGUACGCUGGGGGACAGGACGGGUACUUGCUUGGGCACGAGUGGACCAUGUAUGUAUUUGAUUCGGUGCCCAUGGUCACUGCAAUGGCAUUGUGGGCAGUCUGGCAUCCAGGUGUCAUUCAAAGCUCUGCCACGCGCACGCGCACGCACACGCAGGCGCUAGAUAUGACGAUGGGUUGA
Messenger RNA from Aspergillus udagawae, 837 nucleotides. Its product is annotated as RTA1 domain-containing protein. Bases 1 to 837 code for a protein of 278 amino acids. The transcript is spliced from 2 exons. Gene Ontology annotation, cellular component: membrane. NCBI's taxonomy places the organism in Eukaryota, Fungi, Ascomycota, Eurotiomycetes, Eurotiales, Aspergillaceae. The record is from RefSeq and is a predicted model, not a curated record.